Saccostrea cuccullata (small rock oyster) is the source of this 395-nucleotide messenger RNA. RefSeq lists its product as uncharacterized. Lineage: Eukaryota; Metazoa; Mollusca; Bivalvia; Ostreida; Ostreidae. The transcript has a single exon. The record is from RefSeq and is a predicted model, not a curated record. The coding region runs from base 3 to 392 and encodes 129 amino acids.
AAAUGGAGAAUAGACCGUCCCCGAGUGAACUUCCAGUCAACACGGCUGUGCGGUUAUGCAAAGAAACUACUGAUAUUGAUGUUAUAAUAGAACUAACAAAACACGAAAAUGCACGUGUAAGGAGGACAGCUCUGGUAGAAAUGUGCCCCUGUAGGGUUAAAAAGGACUUGAGUGACUUCUGGGCCCGGGUGCUGGAGAUGGUAGAUGAUGCUGACCCCCUGGUCAGGAGACAGGUGCUCCACACUCUCUGUGACGGAUCCCCGACUCACCUGGAGACACAGGUAGCCGAGUCCCUGGAACUGUUUAACAGAGACAGCGACGCCCAGAUCCGGCGGACAGCUCAUAAGGUACUGGGUCACUACUGGAAAUCCGGCAAGUGGAACAUACUGUGAGGA